UCUCUAUCUCUCGGCGUAUAGGGGCUGCUCGCUUGCUGCUGCUGCUGCUGCUUCUCGAGACUCGAGACCGUUCACAAGUAGCUAGCCCGUCGCGAGGAGGAGACCACGAGGCAAUAGUCCAGUCUAGAGCGACUCUCUCUCUCUCCGCCUUGUAUAAUCGCGCUCUCGCAGUUUGCUCUCGCUCCGGCUUUACAUCAGCAGCAGGCUACCGUAACGCAACGCGGCAAGGAGGAUACCGGAGCUCGGAGCCCGAGACACACCAGCAGGCCGCGAUCCAACGGAGAGGGACGCUUCUGAAUUUAUCCACCCGAGCAGCGAGCUUUAUUUGCGGGGACCACUAUUGUCCGUCGACUUUUAUCAGAGAGAGAGAGAGAGAGAGAGAGAGAGAGAGAGAGAGAGAACAAAGGAGUAAAAUUAAACCAUGUUUACCAACGAGGCGAGAUGGAAGCACAUGAGCGCGACUCUGUUGCUGCUGCUUUGCUGCACGGUCCGAGCCGAGAACUCGGCGGCGCAACAAGCUCAAAAGGACGCGACGGCGGCGGCGGCGGCGGCUGCUGCUGCAGCCAACUCCGACGACGACAAAACGAACGAGAUUGGCUUCUUCAGGGACGAGCUCGAUAAAUAUUAUCAGCGCCAAGAGAACCCGGCAACGUCGAGGCGUCUCGGCUACUACGAUCCAGCCUCGGUGCUCGUGAGACGUCUGCUCGCCGACGAGAUGAUGGCCAAAAAAGCUCAGCUGCUGCGCAGCUUUCAGCAGCAACACUCGAGCCGAGGAACGAAGAAAAAUGAUUACGACGAGGACGCGCCGCCCGCCGACUACUAUUACACCGUCGGCGGCGGCGGUGGCGGAGAUCUGCCCGCUGAAUUCCGAAACGUCGACGAGGUGCUGGACGAUCUGGCGAAACAGCGAUUAUUGAAGAUGGCCUACUCGUCGUCGGGCCAGCCGAGAGGUGGCAAAAAGCCACUCGGUUACGGCCAACUGAUCGGCGGCGGUAGCAGCGACGACGAUCUCUUGUUCAACGCCUUGGACAGCAACAGCGUGAGCAGGAACAGCAACAACAACGACGAGGACGAGUACCAGCAGAAACGGGCUUACGCGCAGGGCUUCCACAGCGUGAGAGGCCGCCGAAGCGGGCCGAGCUCCUACUACGCCAACGGCAACCUGUUGGAUCAGCUCGACGAGUUCGAGAAGCGCGCCCUGCUGUCGGGCUUUCAAAGCAUGAGAGGCAAGAAGGACCUGGUGCUGGAGGAUCUGCCGCUGGAGCUGGGCCGUUAUGUGGCGGCCAAGCGUCGCAUGCUGGGCUUUCACGGGAUGCGAGGCAAACGAAGCCUCGCCCCCAAUCAUUUAAAAAAGUAAUCGCGCGGACGACUCGAGGGGGUGUGUGCAGAGAAAAAAAACCCCAUCCACCCAGCAGCAGCAGCAGCAGCAGCAACAACAACAGCGACGGAAAAACCACAAUCAACCCAGCAGCAGCGUCGUAUAUAUAUAUAGCUCGAAUAUAAAAUAAAUUCACUCCAUGGAUCCUCUCUUCCACCGAUACUCUAUAUAUAAUAUAUAAUCAUUCGACCAGACUUAUGCACGCGUGUUUUUCUCCGCUGACGAAUGUGUGUGUGACGCAGAUUAUUAUUAUUAUUAUCACAUAGAAAAGAGAGAUUAUAUUUCGGGCAUACGAGAGACGUCUUGUGUGUCCGUCUUCUUAAAUAAGUGUGAGCUAUAGCUGUGAGGUAUACAUGCGAUACGUCUUAAAUCCCUUAUGGCAGUAUCGUCGUAUAUCUCAUUUAUCAAUGUGUGUAAAAUUUCAUCCUUUUCUCAAUUUCCCUUCCUCUCUCUACACUUCGUUCUAUAAAAUUUUUUCCAACCAAUUUUCAUCAUUUUCCUUCCGUUCUUCCUAUCCUUCGUUUUAAUUUUUUUUAAUCCUCUUCGUUGUUGCCUAUUCUUAUAUAAAAAUCAAUAUAUCCUCGUACUUAUAAUGUACCUUUCUUGUGAAAAAUUCGAGUACAAAUUAAACGAAAAAAAAAACGAAAGAAAAAAAGUCCAAUAUAUUAUUUUUACAAAAAUCAUGACAAAGUAUUUAAUGAAAAAUGAAUAUAAAAUGUAAGCUACCCGAUACAAUUAAAUUUUAACGUAAGAAGCGACAGUAUAAUUAAGUGUUAAUGGAUAUAUCAAAUUUCAUGCUAUAUAUAAAUAUAGUUGCGUAAGCAAAAAAUAAAAAUUACAAUUACAAGGAGAGAAAUAGAUAAUGAUUACCUAAGAAAUAAAUAAUUAUAUGAACGAGUCAAGUCAUAUAUAUUUUUCUCUGAUAUGAAUGUUGAACUAUUUGAUAAUAAAAAUUAAUCGAUUGCAAAUUGUUAUGAUAUUAUAUAUCCUUCCGGUAAACAACAAAAAGCUAAAAAUGACUGCUUCGAGGACUUUACUUUACUAUCGUACACCGUACUAAUCCAGAUAAGUCAAUACGCAUACACACGAUGGACUGAAUAAACAUUGAAUACGAAACAAAAAAAUUAAAACCAAAAUUUCAUUAAAGUUAUAUAAAAGAUUACACGAACGACUCUUAUGAUUCCUCGAUAUGUGAUUGUUAAUUGUGUAUUAUUGUUGCGAGCUGACCGUUGGUUGAUGGGAUGAUAUUUUGAACGCGGCUGCUGGCAAAUGGGAUGACAAUUUUUGAUAUUAAUAAAACAAAAUAAUAGCAUUGAAAAUUUAGCGGAUUAAGCGAGAGAGAAAAGCCUAACAAAACAAAAGUAGAUAUAUUAUUGAUUAUUAUUGUAAUUAAAUAAUUUUAAUGAGAUUAUCGCGGAUUUGCCGCCCCUCUAAUUCGGUGGCUCAUAAUAAUUGUUGAUCUUUUAUUAAUUGAAAAUUGCAACGAUGAUCGUGUACGUAUAUCUGUAUAGUUGUAAUAAUAAUAUGUGCAUUUUCCUCGAAAUAUCGUGUAAUAAUGCUAGUGUUUCAUCACAAUACACAAUCUGAUCCGUGUCCAAACAAAAAGUAAAAAAUGAUAAUCUUUGCACUGCUACUUAUUACGCUCUUAUACUGUACUUUUGUCUCUGCGAGCACAUGCACACACGAGCACACAUGUGUUUACUCUUUUACUCGUAUAACGUCACAUUUUUUUCUCUCGGUCGACCGUGCCAAUUUUUCGCAAUAUAAAACCAGAGAAGAUGUAAGUGAUCUUUAGACAUUAACUACUCGAGUUAUUGUACUUGCGCAUUUUUCCAAAAGAUAAAAGAGUUUAUAUAUAUAAACAGAGCAUAGAUCGACUAAAAAUUCUUUGGUUCGAUUGGGUUUUUUGAAUUUACAUGAUAAAUAAAAAGUAACUAGUUAGAACGAAUAUUUGCAGCGAAAUGCGGGCAUUUUGAGGCGAAGAUCGUACACAAUGGGUGUCGCAAUGAGAGAGUAAUUUAUUUUGUAAAGCAUUUAUAAAAUUAGGAAAAAUGUGAGAACUUCAAGAUGUGUAUAUGGCCGUUUUUUUACUUCGCAUAAAUGAUAUAUUUUAUUGUUGAAUUAUCAUUGACGCAGAGAAAUUAAUUCCAAUUUAUUGGUCGAACUGCGCAAGUGGGACGACACGAAUCGGAAUAAUUUUACCAUAAUUGAUUUUUUUCUGGCUAUCAGCAGAUUUUUAAUUUGUAAAGAUAAAAUCUAUGAUCAAUCCUAUGAUGUACUACGUAUAUUUCUCUUCGUUUAAAAUAGUGAUCUACACAAUUUUUGAAAAAAUCUUUAAUUAUAUAA
Molecule: messenger RNA, 3724 nt
Organism: Trichogramma pretiosum
Lineage: Eukaryota; Metazoa; Arthropoda; Insecta; Hymenoptera; Trichogrammatidae
Gene: Tk
Exons: 5
Coding region: 422-1357 (311 amino acids)
Source: RefSeq, a predicted model, not a curated record